Neopelma chrysocephalum (saffron-crested tyrant-manakin) is the source of this 545-nucleotide messenger RNA. It is a transcript of the gene PTTG1, whose product is annotated as pituitary tumor-transforming 1. Bases 42 to 500 code for a protein of 152 amino acids. Gene Ontology annotation, cellular component: cytoplasm; nucleus. Lineage: Eukaryota; Metazoa; Chordata; Aves; Passeriformes; Pipridae. The record is from RefSeq and is a predicted model, not a curated record. Gene Ontology annotation, biological process: chromosome organization. The transcript is spliced from 8 exons.
AGGAAGAUCAGCCCCUGAUGUAGCAGGAAAAUCAGCCCCAGAUGAAGCAGGAAAAUCAGCCUCAGAUGAAGCAGGAAAAUCAGCCUUGCACUGCAAACAAAACUAAUGAAAAGACUGAAUUAGACAGCUGGGCUUCAGAAUGUGAGGAAGAUUUGGCAGAGUGUAAAGAAGAUUGUGCUGAGUCUGAAGAAGAUUGGCCAGAAGUAGAAAAUAUGUUUCAUUUUGAUCCUCAAGACUUUGAGAUCUUUGAUGUUCCUGAGGAGUGCAAGCUGAGCAAUCUUGACCUGCGUGGUGUUCCCCUCAUGGUGUAUCCAAGGACAUACCACAGACGUGUAGAGGAGGAGCCAACCCCUCUUCCCACUCCAGAGCUGUCACUUACACCCAGCUUGCUGCAAGCAAAUUUUGACUUCAUUGCUAGCCUGGAAAAACUCCACUUCCCCGAGCUGCCACCGUUUCCAGAUUACUUUUAUGAGGAGCAGGAAUGUUGUAAUGGGUUUUAAAUUUCAUGUAGUUCUGUAUUUCAAUAAAAGCUAAUAUAACAUGCA